UGGAUGUCGGGCGGACGUUCCGGUUGGGUUGCAUGAGAUGUGUUGAUGAAAGCGGUCGAUUCAAUGUUAAAAGUCACCGUCCAGUCGAUUCAGAAUUUAUUUAUGUAGAUAAAAUUAUUUGAUAAGUGUAAAGUGGUGUCGUAAUAGGAGUGUACAAUUUUUAUGACAAGUAUCAGGUAGGAAAUCGAGAGUGAUGAAAGUUCGCUUGUGUUUUUUGCUAUUUUAUAUGUACAGUGCUUCAAGCAAUGGAGACAAUGAAGGCGAAAAGGAUGCGAACAGGAAGAAAAUAAUUGACCAGUUGACGCGCGUUCGCACGGUGUUGCUUGACGACUAUGAGUUGGUCAAAAGGCAGGUCGCCACAGAUGUAUAUAUGUAUAGAAGUUAUCGCACCGUCUCUGUAAUUUUCUACAAAAUAAUGAAUGAUGUGAGCGAUGCUCAGUUCACGUUUGAAGCAGAGGAGCUUCAUUUGAAUAAUAUUGGUUCAUGCGAUACGCAAGAGGUGAUAGUGAACAUCAAAUACGGGUCUUACCCGGCCGUGAAUCCAGAUGGAUAUGAAUUCCCAAAGGGUUUCGUCGAUCCUGAUUUACGGGAAAGCGUACACACCCUGGAGUUUCUGUCAGACGGCCGCAACAGGACGUACUCUAUUGAAAACCCGAAACCGGGCAAUUGGUACGCACUAGUGUACAUCAAAUGGCAAGAUCCAAGGACGCAGAAGGUUGAGCAACAAGAUCUUGUGCCUAAUUGUCAAACUAUUUUGUACACUGAUUUACAAGUAAGAAGAGAACCUGAGAUACGCUUAAUUGAUUGCUACGAAGGGCUUAGAAUAGACUAUGGUAUCGUACCAGCUGUUUACAAAUGUAUGGCAUUAAACAGUAUAGACCCGAUUGUGUUUAAUUUGACAGCUCCGCCAGUAAUAUCAAUUGAUUAUAAUAUCACAUUCAAAGUACAAGCGUUAUCACUACCAUCUGAACGAAACUAUGUUGUCUAUUGUUAUUUUGAUCCAAAUUUGAGCCUUGAACAAACAAUUACUUUCCAACCUUACGCAAAUGAAUGGCACUACAUUGAAAUAGACCACACCCACAAUGCUAGUCAAAUCGCUAAUUGCGAAUCUUAUCUGAGAACUAAUGAAGACGAAGUUGACAAUGACACAGUUCUACUACUCAUGAGAGAUGAUAGAGGCAGAUUCUUUACAUUCGACUACGGCCUACCAACUACAGAUUUACAUGAUGCAACUAGUUUAGUAAAUGUUAGUUCGAAUGAAGUUAAAGUAUUAAAAUUUCGAGUCAAUGAUAUUUUAGACAUAGGUGGGUCUUUAGCAAUUGAAGCGAGUCUAGUUAUGAGUCUGAAAUAUUAUAUGGGUUAUAGAAGAGAGAUUAGAAAAGACGCUUUGUUGGCAUUUACGGAAGACAACCAAUAUUUCAAAGCUGUUAUUUGUAUGGACGUUGGUCAUAGCAGCAUACCAUUAGAAGAUGGGCGUUGUAGAUUUAACGACCAUGUGAGGCCAGCCCUUUUUGUUUUAAACAGUACUGAUUCUGAAUCGAUUUAUGGAAAAACUGUUAUCCCAUUUCCUGAAAGUGGAACUUGGUAUCUAAGUAUAAGAAUAUUCUGCGAUGAAACAGUUUGCCCUUGUCCUACAUCUGAUAAUGGUACAAAAUAUUAUGUGAACUCAACUGGGUCAGACGGACGAAUCACAAUAGAAGGCACUACUACAGAAGAUUGGAGAGAAGGAACUUCAGAGUGCAAUUCUACUGUGGUGUUAGCAAUUUCUUCAAGUUCUUGUGUCGCGGGACGGUGUAGCAAUCAAGGAAAUUGCCUUUUUAAUACUUUCGGAGGGCUGGUGAUGUCAUACUGCGCAUGUACUGCAGGAUACGGUGCUUGGGACUGUUCGGACGAUUCCAGAAUGGAUAGCAAGCUCUACAUGCUUGUGACGGUGCUUCUUCUGACAUUGAGUAAUCUUGUUCUCUUCUUUGCUAUCUACACCGCCGUCAUUCGCUUUUACUACACGGAAGCGAUGAUCUACGGUUUCACCAUGGUCUUCUCCACAUUCUACCAUGCGUGCGACGCGCCUUCACAGGUCGCUUACUGUAUCCUUAAUGGUAACGUUCUUCAAUUUGGCGACUUCUACUGCGGCAUCAUGUCAUUUUGGGUUACUUUGUUAGCUAUGAGUAUAAUAAGUGAAGGGUUCCAGUCUUCCCUGCAGUUGAUCGGGGCUUUGAUCAUCGCCCUUCUGACAACCUGGAAUAGACAUUCCUUUAUGGCGUUUCUUAUACCAGUUGCAGUUGGCGUUGUAAUUCUUAUGUUAUCUUGGUAUUGGGACUAUAAGAAGUUACGGAAAUUUAAAUAUCCAAGGUCAUAUUAUCAAAUUUAUCUGCCAUUAGGUCUAAUUUUAGUGUCAAUAGGGCUGAUAUGUUUUGCAUUUUUGCAGACUGAACAAAAUUACAGAAUAGUUCAUUCGUUUUGGCACAUGUUAAUCGCUGUCAGCGUAGCAUUUCUGUUGCCGGAUAUCAGAAGAGAGGAAGGGCUUAACCCGUUUUUGCCGAGUCCAAAUUAUUGCAAACUACCAUUUUGUAGGUUUUUCCGGCGACCCGCUGCGCCUAUUGCACAAGAUUAGCGAUAGCUUUUGACAAAUUCAUUGGGUUUUUUUAGUACCCCUGUUGAUAAAUCUGGACGUUGUCUUUGUUUCGAUGCAAAAAUGUCUUGGCACAUUUCCGUUUUAUCGAAAAAGUAGGAAAUGACAUUUAUGAUUUUGUCUAUGUACAAAGUUUCAUCUAAGUACAUAAAGAUAUUGUCCAAAAUAUGAAUUUACUACUUUAUGUACGAGACUCGCUUGAGUAAUUGUGGCCUUAGUCACUUAAAAUUAAACCACUAUUGAUUUGAAAAUAGCAGUAGGCAUAGAAUGUGGAUAAAUAUGAACAAAUUUGGACUGAUUGCCAAGUAGUAGUAGAAGUAAGGCGAAGCUUACUUUUAAUCAGAUUUUGCUUUUACGGUGGACCCCGGGCCUUGAAGCUUUAGAGUGAAGGGUGAAAUUGGGACCACGCAAAGAUGAGAGAAUGUUAUUUUAACUCAUUAUCACCGCCACAAAUCCUGGAAGCGGUGUUGGCCUUGAUUUGAUAGCGGGUACUCCCGAAUUAGCUUUCACUUCAAGUUUCACUUUUAGUUUGUAUGAGUGGCUUCAAAACCAAACUUUCUGUGUGGCUCCGCCCGGCCAGGGCAUUAUGUUGCUUUAAUUUUGUAUUAAGAAAUGGCUGAACAUAAUAACAUUACCGAAAUAUAGGUAAUUAUUGUGCACAGAACUACCACUUUUAUAAAUCACAUCGACAAUAUUCGACGGCGCAAAAUAGCGCAACCUUCCGCCGAAUCAAAUCGAAUAAAACCACAACAAAAUAAAGGGUCACAUAUUUUUGCGCCAUUCCAAAAUGAGGCUUCUGCGUAAGAUCGAUAUCGGUAUUACUUAUAAAAGUGGUAACUGUAAUAAUUUUCGAUAAGAGAUUUUUUUAACCAAAGUUAAUUUUGGUAAAAUUGUGAUUAUUUGAAUUGAUUGAUUUUUGAAAUAAUUAUCUAUACAACAUAGACGUAGAGAAAAAAGGCGGACGGAGUGUGGCUUGAAAAAAAGUGAAGCAUCGUAAUGGCGGCGUUGUACGAAUGUGUGAGUGACAGAAAUCUAUGACGCAAUGGCGGCCGACUGUCACAUUGGUGAGGUGUAUAUAUAUAAAAUACAAUGGGCCGGCUAUAUUAUUGUGUUCUUCAUUUGUGUAUGCUUUAUUUUACCGCAUAGUUAAACUCCGACCGCCUUUUUUUCUACGUCUAUACUAUACAAUUGGACAUUCAGUAAGUGUUCAGUCUUAUAUUUACGUUUCUAUAAUGACAAGUAUUAUAACAAUUGUUUAUUAUGAUUUGGUGAAUUAACAUCUCUCUUUUGUUUUUGUAUAAAUAUAAGGUCAAACAAUUUUUACUCAAUAUUUAAAUAUUUUUGAAACUUUUAUUUUAUUCUUAUAAUUUGAUUACGUUUUUUGAAAACUUUUAUUUUGAUAGUUAGUAGCCAUAAUUUUGCACAUAGAUAAUCCAGUCCUCCAAUUGUAUGUUCAUUUUUACAACAAAUAUCUCUAAAAAAGUUGAUAAAACUAAAUCGCAAAGCUCUGUAUUUCGUUUUUUAUGUUUUAAUAAUAUCUAUUAUUUUAAUAGAUAUUAUUAAAACUAUAAAUUAAUAUUAGUAAUUAAUACUGUAAUCAAGUCUGAUAUACAUAAUACAUAUUACAUUUAUUAUUAGAAAUACAAGGCAUACGAACUAAAAUGUGCGACAUAAUUAAAACUUUUAUGGGUCUAAUUAUACAAACAUUUGAAUUGUGUCAAAUUUAUAUUUUGUUUUAAAAAUGAGCAAUAGGAGGACAUUUUUAACGAACUACGUAGAAAAUAAAAUGUUUCAAAUGCAUUUUUAUACUAGUCAUCUUUAAUGAUUGCAUAGUGUGCUGAUUAGGUAUAUAUAUUUCAAAUAUAUAUGUGACAAUAUGUACAUAGGGUAAAUUUCAUAAUAAAAGACUGCAUCGUGGACGGUUGCGUAUUUUAUCGGCAAAGCCCACUCGCCCAAAUGACUUAUUGGCAAAAGUGCUUUAAGAGAUGGGAUACUAUUUUUUAAUGUAAAUAUUUUUGCCGUAUAUCGACCUACAUACGAUAUGAUUUAUCGAUCGAUUGAUUAAAGAUGAUACGAAUUAACUCGCCGAUUACGAAAUAGCACCUCAGUACAUAAGAUUGAUUCGCAAAUUCUUUGACGUUAUGAGAUCUAUUUUAUAAGAGAGCUGUUCGAUAUCAAUUCAAAACUGCAAAUAUGUAGGUAUAUAAUUUUUCGAAAUAGUUAUGUUCAGCGCAACGGACUUCUCGAGAAUAAAUACUGAGUCUAAACUUUGUGAUACAAUACCAAAUAUAAAGUCGCCUUAAUAGGUAGAAUUCAGGACCGCUUUUGUAUCGCCAGAUAACAGAGGUUUAUUUUUAAUCAAUAAUAUCAAGUUAUAUAGUAAAAUGAUAACAAUACUAAAUAAUAUUAACUAAAUAAUGAUACUUAUAAAUAUACCUAAUAUUUAUUAGUAUUAUAAUUUUAUUUUUAAAACUUAAUACAUCAAAUUCGUGUUUCAUUAUUAUUUAAAGAACAUACAAAGACCGACACACAAUUGUUGUCAAUGCGAGUGAUUUCCCUUAUUUGCCAAGAAAUUAAACACUGUGAACGUGGCUUUAGUGUUUUAAGCUUGUCGGCAUUGUCUUCCCCUGUGAGGGAUAAAGACGUUUGUAUGUAAAUUAUAAUGUCUGCAUUAAUUUAAAGUCUUUGCUCAAGUAUUUGGCGAUUCAAAAUUGGUCUAUGGAUUUUUUUUUUAAAAGAGUUACCAUAGGGAAUUUAGGGGACAAUUUUGAAUAAUAAAUAAUGAAGAUGAUGAUAUUAAUUUCGAUGUUAGUUGUUUAAAAAGAUAUAUGUGUGUGCGUAAUACUAUCAGUAUAAUAGAUUUAGAUUAAUAUUCUAGUAUCGUGUUAUUAGUUGCUGUUAUCUGUACUGUUUUCAGCGCUAUUUUGUUAUAUUUAUACACAGUUUUCGCUAAGUGUAGGCCCGCUGUAUUAUGGCAAACAUUUUAAUUGUAACACUUAUUAUUUUUUUAUGCUGUUUGCAUUACGAACUACUGAGCCAAUGUACAGUCAACACCAAAUCAUGUUACAUGAAUGGAACUCGAUGACGCGGUAAAAGGGACGAAAGUC
Messenger RNA from Amyelois transitella, 5736 nucleotides. Its product is annotated as post-GPI attachment to proteins factor 6. Gene Ontology annotation, cellular component: plasma membrane. The record is from RefSeq and is a predicted model, not a curated record. The coding region runs from base 194 to 2611 and encodes 805 amino acids. NCBI's taxonomy places the organism in Eukaryota, Metazoa, Arthropoda, Insecta, Lepidoptera, Pyralidae. The transcript has 4 exons.